GGAAGUUGUUGGCUUUCGCCUGCGCAUGCGCACAGCGCUGCCGGGAAACGGCAGUAGCAGGAAGAGAAUUGCGUUUAGUGGUCCGUAUUCAGGUGCUAUGUAGACAACAGCUUCGAAAACAUGAAAUAUCCCAGCAUUACUGUAGAAUGAACGGAGAGAAUUAGCGCUGGCGUUGGUGACUAAAGCGGUCUCUGUCUUAAACUCGGAAAUACGGGAGCGACAGAGCUAACCUGCUGCUAUCAACCCCGGAAGUGUUGUGUAGCCUUGUAGCCAGUUAGCUUUGAGCUUGCUUCACCGGUUCUGCUAAAUGUUCCUCUUUGCUUAUGAUGAGGUGGCACACGUGUCACUUUAGCGUCCCGUCACCCAGCCAGCUGUCUCCUCCGUAUGUUGGGAAAUGAAUAAUAUGAUGAUGUUUGGACGUUGUAGCUAGUGGUCAUGGCUGGCUUUCCAGCUUCUUUCCAGGCCACUUGAUAGGCUGAGAGCAGAGGCGCGUUUCAGUGCUCUGAUGCUUUCCACGAAUCGACACGAAUUUGCCCACUGUCUUUAGUUCAGGAGGCUCCAGACACAAUGAGUUCCAAAUUCAGCUUAAUCAACUAUAACUCCCGAAAGCACAUCUCCAUCUCGAUACCCUCCUCCACGGAGGCGAUGUCCCCGCACAUCAAAUCCAUAGAGGAGCUCCGAGUGCUAGGGGUGAACCUGAGCAGUUUCAGCACUCCCACACAGUUCUUCAUCUGCGUGACUGGGGUGUUUCUCUUUUACCUCAUCUAUGGCUACCUUCAGGAGCUGAUUUUCUCAGUAGAGGGUUUUAAACCCUUCGGCUGGUACCUUACCCUGGUCCAGUUCGGGUUCUAUUCCAUUUUUGGCCUGGUAGAGCUGCAGCUUACUCAGGACAAGAGGAGGAGGAUCCCAGGAAAGACAUACAUGAUCAUAGCAUUUCUAACAGUUGGGACCAUGGGCCUCUCCAACACAUCGCUGGGAUACUUGAACUACCCUACGCAAGUCAUCUUCAAAUGCUGCAAACUCAUUCCAGUUAUGAUUGGAGGAGUUUUCAUACAAGGGAAACGAUACAGUUUUGCAGAUGUGAUGGCUGCUCUGUGCAUGAGUCUUGGCCUCAUCUGGUUUACGCUGGCUGACAGCAAGGUUACCCCGAACUUCAAUGUGACAGGGUUUUUCCUUAUUUCCCUGGCGCUUUGUGCUGAUGCUGCUAUUGGAAAUGUGCAGGAAAAAGCCAUGAAGCUGCACAAUGGAUCAAACUCAGAAAUGGUGUUGUAUUCCUAUUCUAUUGGGUUCGUGUACAUUCUGCUUGGACUUCUGUGUAUGGGAGGGCUGGGACCUGCUGUGGCCUUCUGUGCUCAGCAUCCAGUGAUCACAUAUGGCUAUGCAUUCUUCUUUUCUUUGACGGGUUACUUUGGCAUCUCCUUUGUUCUGGCCUUGAUAAAGCUUUUUGGAGCUCUCGUUGCAGUCACAGUGACCACAGGAAGAAAGGCCAUGACGAUUGUCUUGUCUUUUUUGUUCUUCUCAAAACCUUUCACUUUUCAGUAUGUGUGGGGAGGCCUACUGGUGGUCCUCGGGAUCUUCCUUAAUGUCUACAGCAAAAACAAGGAUAAAAUGAAGCUUCCUCCGCUGGCAGAGUUAUGGAAACGAGUGCUCAGCAGCAGGAAAGGCAGACUGCUCUCUCAGACCGUGUAAAUUAGUGGCCUCUGACCAAACUUUAUAGGCUUCUCCACCCACCGUCACACCGGUGUUAUGGGAACGGUCAGACCCUCACACUUUUAUCAAGGACACAGUGACAUGAAGUCUGGUGAAGUUGGCCAGAUUUUUGCACUGGACUGAAUUCUAAGCUGAUCAGAGAGGACACAAACUGUGCAGCAGCAGAAUCGUUACUAAUCAUGUGCAAACUGGAUUUUGAUGGGAAGGAAUCGUUAUCAUCUGUUUUUCACCUGCAUGUGCCACUAACUGAUGGCAUCUUUUCACACAAAAGUCAGUCAUUUCUAUUCUUUUUUAUCUGUGUUCAUUUUUUUAAUCUGUGAUUGGACAAGGGAAAUGCGAGUAACACUACUGUUUCUUUAAAAGGCUGUUGUUUGGGAGUGUAUGAGUAUGUCAACUGCCAUAUUUGCUAUCCAUUUGUUUGGUGAAAGGGUAGCUCUUUUUACAUUAAAAACAAACAGAGAAGUUUAUUCAAGCAGUUUGAAGCAUUUUCCUAAAUGUGUGUAGCUUGCCAGGCAUCUCUUAUCCGUCGGCUGCAGCUCAGAGAGUUGAAAGGCUGCCAAGCAGCUUCUCAGAUGUUUACCCCUCCGAUAGCCCAGGGCUUGUUUGAUUAGGAGUCCUGGAAUAAGAUAGCACUUAAAAGAAAACCAACAUUGUUCAUAGGGUUUGGCUUUAGACCUAAUUUAGGGGUGUGUGUGUGUGUGUGUGUGUGUGUGUGUGUGUGUGUGUGUGUGUAAAAGAGAGGGACUGUUAGAGAAAUGAUUGUUGUAAGCAGUACCACUCUUUUUUUUUUUUUUAAUCACAGCCAGCAAAUUAUACAAAUCAGCAUUACCAGCUCAACUGAUCAAUUAAAUGUCUCAAAUCACUGCAUUUAAAAGACUUAUUCAAGUUCAUUAAAAAUAAAAAAAAAUAAAAUGUCAGUGCUGUUAACUCAAGGAAGUCCCAGAAAGUUGGGUUAGGGGUCAUGUCUUAUUCCUGAAGAAACAUGAUCUUAUGCAAAAUCAGUGUGAAUUAAAAGGAGCGAGAGUGAUUGCGUUGGAUUUCAUACAUUGAAAAAAGUUCCAAACCAGAUGUUUGUUGCUGUAUAAUGACAACCUACAGAGGGGUAGAGAUAGUAAAUGGACUCAAAAGUGGUCCAGCAGAGAAAAGCAGCUAUUCAUAGUUAUAUUCCAGGUGAAAUGACAAAAAAAAUGUAAAUUCAGUGGAGGCUGUCUGCUUCAUUUCAAAGCUUAUUGUUGUCACCAAUCAAAGUGUCUUAAUUCUGAAAGAGGGAAUGUGUGUUACUGUUAAAAGAAACUGUUUAAAAAGUCAUUGUGUCCUUCACAGUGAGUGUACAAGUGUCUCAGCUCUCAGAGGCUGGUAGGAGUUAAACAGCACGCUGCAGGGGGCAGAUCUUGCUCUUAUCUGCUUGUGUGUGUGUGUGUGUGUGUGUGUGUGUGUGUGUGUGUGUGUGUGUGUGUUGUGUGUUAAUAGCUCUGUCAGUGGUCUAAUGAAAACUGAGGAAAUCAAGGUGGAUGAUAAACACUGGGUAAUUAGGAUUUAAGGAUUUCAUAAUGCUGGCAGGUUUUCCAUAAGGAUAAAAUGUCUAAUUGCUGAAUUUGGAUAUGGAGUUCAGCUGCUGGUUAAAAACUCACUGAUCAGGCAGCUUUCUCUGUCAUCCAUAUCAGUAGCAAACCUCAUUUUUUUAAUGAAAAUAUUUUUAUCAUGUAGGCUUUAUUUGUUUUAUUUCAAACACUUGCAUGUGAAAUCAAUGAAUCGAAAGGGCAGUCGUUCCAGCUUACUGUUUCACACCAUAUUCACAAAAUAUGUUCAACACCACAAAAGACAUAUGAUUCCUCUUCACAGCUUUUAUUGCAUUUAAGCUGCCUGAAAAGCAGCAGCACUGCCAGGCCUCUGUCUCAAAAGUGAAAUGUUCACAGUUGUGAAGGAGGUGUUAUCUAUCUUUCUGAGCGCUUUAUUUCAAAUCAUAAGCCUUUUAAAUGCAACCAAUUUGUCUCAAGGUGCAGAAAUGAAGGCCUUGUUAUUAUCCGCGUAUCUGAAAGGUCCAUUUGGACGGUGCGAGGUCUGAAAACCCCAGCUGACUGCCGCCCAACGCAACCAUUUGUCUUAGUGUCUGGAGAAGAAUGGCAGCAACACGAAUAAUGAAGGUUUAAAUCCAUUCAAAGUGCAGAGAGUUUCAUCUAUCAACCGACACGUUUGCACUUUCCAUCCCAGACACUCAGCAUAUGCCAAACACGUGCUACACAGCUACAAGGACUUUAGGAGGGUGCAGCAUUUGUGUUGGCAUGUAAGAUUAUCCAUUUUCCCAGUGCUAUACUCACAAGGCUUGUUAAUCAUCCUCAUUUGAACCAAGAGUGCUUUAGUAACAGGUAACCAGAAUAGCUCAAACCGUCCUCUAUGAACACUUUUUAAUAUAUUAGCUCUAAAGGUUUAAUAUAUUAGCUCUAAAGGUUUUACAGACAGCACACCAGCACACCAAUGUUACUUUGAAGAUGCAUUUGUCCUUGGUGCAAUGCAACCAAAAUUCAUUUAAUGUCCUCUCUGCCUUCUGUGUAGUUCUCUCUCUUUCUCUCUCUCUCUCACCCACAUACAGUAUAGACAAACACCUCGAGCCUUGGUGAGGCUCUUAUUAAUGCCAGGUGUACCUGGGUUCACUGACCCCCAUGGCCGCUUUUCUGGCCUCCCUUCAUAAAUAAUGGAGGGCAUGUGCAGCUCAUCACUGCAGUAAAUAGGCUCCUGUAGAAGACCAUAUAAAUGCUGCGACCUCUUCAUGAGCUCAGCAGGGCCCACUGGCAUCCCAUCCAUUAACACACGGCCUAGGCUGGUCAUACAGCCAAAGUGGUCAUGCAAAAGGGCUCAAAGAGAAAUUACAUGGUCUAAAGUGGGUCAAAACCUGCAUUCGGGACAACAAAUAAUUUGGGGGAUGCACACUUUCUCCAUCUGAAAUCAAAGAGACAAAAAGGAAAGUCCAGUCUUCUUUGAGGUGGAAUAAGAUACUGUUGGACAUGAGUCAGACAUGAAUCAGAAUAAGUCUUUGUUAUUAUCAGUAGUUCUUAUUAUAUUUCUACUGAGUAAGUAUUUUUAUCUGUAGUUUUUAAUACAUUGAUAGUACAUUUACACAUACGCUCACAAAGCACUUUAUUAGGAACAAUGUACUAAUAGUGGGUAGGGCCUCCCUUUGCUCUCAAAACAGCUGCAACUCUUCAUGUCAUGGAUUCCAAAAGAUGUUGGAAACCUUCCUUUGAGAUUCUGGUCAAUGUUGACCAGAUUGACCUGAUUGCAUCUCGCAGUUCCUUUCAUGCUGUGAAUCUCCCGUUCUACCACAUCCCAAAAGUGUUCUAUUGAGUUCAGACCCAGUGACUGGGAAGGCCACUGAAGAACACUGAACUCAUUGUCAUGUGCAUGAAUCCUGUUUGAGACGACUUUUCCUUUGUGUCAUGGUGCAUUAUCAUGCUGGAAGUAGUCAUUAGAAGAUGGGUAAAUUUUGGCCAUGGAUGGAUGUACAUGGUCAGCAACAAUAUUCAAAUAGUUUGUGGCAUUCAAGCAAUGAUUGAUUGGUAUUAACAGACCAAGAAAACAUUCCCUACACCAUUACACCACCUCCACCAGCCAGGACUGUUGACACAAGGCAGGUUGGGUCCAUGGAUUUAUGCUGUUGGUGCCAAAUUCUGACCCUACCAUCUGUGUGCCUCAGCAGAAAUUGAGAUUCCUCAGGCCAGGCUGCGUUUUUCAAGUCUUCAUCUGUCCAGUUUUGGUGAGCCUGUACCCACUGCGAUCUCGCCUUUCUGUAAUUGGCAGACAGAAGUGGAACCUGACGUGGUCUUCUGCUGUUGUAGCCCAUCUGCCUCAAGCUUGGAAGUGUUGUGCAUUCUGAGAUGCUUUUCUGCUCACCACAAUUGUAGCAGUUAAUUAAUUAAUCAGCAGUUAUAGAAAUACUCAAACCAGCCUGUCUGGCACAAACAAUCAUGCCACAAUCAAAAUCACUUGCGAUCACAUUUUUUCCCCAUUCUGAUUGUUGAUGUGAACAUUACCUGAAGCUGCUGGCCCGUAGCUGCCUGAUUUUAUGCAUUGCACUGCUGCCACAUGAUUGGCUGAUUACACGCAUUCACCAGACAUUUUUAUUACCGUUGACUUAGAAUUGAAAUAGGAUACAGGAGUUGAGUAGUUAAGAGAGAACUAUAAAGCUGUCAUUGGCUUCACUGGUGAGAUUUGUGGUGUUAUUUAAAUUUAAUGCAAGUAUAAAUUGUUUUUUUUUUUUCUUAUAAUCUAAUCGACAUUCUAGAGCUCUCUAUCUCUUGUAAAGCUAAAGGAAGGCCAACACAGAUCAAAUUUUCAUCAGCAACAAAUGAAAGGUGAGCUGAUAACCUCCACAGUGAUGCACAGAUAUAAAAUCAUUUUCUUGGGCAAUGAAGGAGAAUCGGUGUGAUGACAUCUCAAGGAACUAAAACUCAAUUUGUCACAUCUCUUUAGGUGUUUGAUCCAUGACCUGCAUUCUAUUUUCCUGAAAAUAGGAGGAUUGGUCCAUAAUGGCUCUGCUUGUCCAGUGACACUGGAAAAUGUUAUUUCUUAUGUCAAACUUUCCUAGAAAAGGUUCAUGAUUUUAAAUGCAGUGGCCCUAAGAGCAGUUUAGUGAACAAUUUGACCUUUAGUAGUAAAUACAUAACAAAUGGGACAUAACAAAUGUCCCAUAAAUCUUUGAGUCCUACUCUCUAUUUUGAUAAUCUGAUGAUUGCACAUUUUUAAGUUCUAGAAAACCAACAUCAAUUAUGUGAUAAGUGAAAUCAGGUGAGUAAGAGCAGGAAAAGUGUAAAACCACUGGUUCAGUCAAUACGGCAUGCCUCGUUUGUCCUUCUUUCAUUCUUUUAUUUAAGAUGCAUAUAUGUAUAUAUAUAACUUGAGUGAAAAAUAAAAUCUUUGAAAUAUUUACAUGAA
Pangasianodon hypophthalmus (striped catfish) is the source of this 6639-nucleotide messenger RNA. It is a transcript of the gene slc35b3, whose product is annotated as solute carrier family 35 member B3. Gene Ontology annotation, biological process: transmembrane transport. The record is from RefSeq and is a predicted model, not a curated record. Gene Ontology annotation, cellular component: endoplasmic reticulum membrane; Golgi membrane. The transcript is spliced from 10 exons. NCBI's taxonomy places the organism in Eukaryota, Metazoa, Chordata, Actinopteri, Siluriformes, Pangasiidae. Bases 568 to 1689 code for a protein of 373 amino acids. Gene Ontology annotation, molecular function: 3'-phosphoadenosine 5'-phosphosulfate transmembrane transporter activity.